Cynoglossus semilaevis (tongue sole) is the source of this 9716-nucleotide messenger RNA. RefSeq names its product inositol 1,4,5-trisphosphate receptor, type 3 (gene itpr3). Gene Ontology annotation, biological process: calcium ion transmembrane transport. The record is from RefSeq and is a predicted model, not a curated record. Gene Ontology annotation, molecular function: inositol 1,4,5-trisphosphate-gated calcium channel activity; inositol 1,4,5 trisphosphate binding. Gene Ontology annotation, cellular component: membrane; endoplasmic reticulum. Lineage: Eukaryota; Metazoa; Chordata; Actinopteri; Pleuronectiformes; Cynoglossidae.
GUGCGUGUCUUUUAUCAACACUUCACUCACUUCCUGGUUUUUACAACCACAGUUUAACAAACACAGAAAAUGUGACUGUGUGUGUGUGUUCACACCCCCUCUCUCUGCGCGCACACACACACUUUCACACACACACAAACACCUCGAGCGUGUCUUUUAAGUUUCAGUGCACGCGCGCGCGUUUAUGUGUCCUGUAGAACCCGGCAGCAAAACCCCGCAGGUGAUGCGCGCGAACACACACACAGACACAGACACGGACAUACAGUAGCGUCACUGAGUUUUUACUUCACAGGCUACGAGACGCGGGAGGAACACACAGUCCGCGAAUGUGGACUCGUGGAUUUGUUCCGGAUUAACUAGAAGUCAGUUUCUGUUCACGUUGACACGCGCACAUUAUGUGUCUUCACUGAAGGACUCGUGUGGAAUUAGUCGCUGCACCGGGACUGGACUUUUUCCUUCUGUUUCUGCAGAAAACAUUGACACAGUCUGGAUCCGGACUUGUUCAGACACUUGAGGACAUGUCUCAUGGUUCGAGAGUUGCAUCAGGAUCAACCGCUGCACUAAGAGAGGACUUUACUGAGACUCAACUGACAAGAGUUUGUUCACCCAGAAGAACACUAGGGGUCUCCACUAGAGAUCUUGUCUCCGUUUUAAUGACUUAAUUCACUUCCACGACAACUUAGGCAGGUCCUGCCUCAGGCAGAGUCUCUCUGUCCCUCUUUCCUGUCAGGGACUUGUCCACUCGUUGGAGACUCCGAUAAUAAUACUCUACAAGAAGUUCUUGCUUCUUAAGAGACAGAGAAAUAACGCAAUCCUUGGUCCAUUUGUAUGAUUUUUUUUUACAGGGUCUCCACCUAUGGACCUAUCGUAGUUUGGCUACAGACAAUUCACAGAGAGAUUCUGCUUAUGGACUCGUCCUCAGCCUGUUGAUCUGGAUUUGAGGAUUUAUACCAAAACGUUUUCAUGUGAGUUUCUGCUCACAGAGAGACACAGACGUCGUCUCCAUCUCCAGUUGUGCACCUGUCCCACAGACUCGGUUCCUGGUCAUUCAGCUAUCGGUCACGAUGUCAGACUCGGCGUCCAGUUUCCUCCACAUUGGAGACAUUGUGUCUCUCUAUGCCGAGGGGACAGUCAAUGGUUUUAUCAGUACACUGGGGUUGGUAGAUGACCGGUGUGUAGUAGAGCCUGCUGCUGGAGAUCUGGAGAAUCCUCCAAAGAAGUUCAGAGAUUGCCUUUUCAAAGUAUGUCCCAUGAACCGAUAUUCAGCUCAGAAACAGUUCUGGAAGGCAAAACAGGCCAAACAUGAGAAGGACAAGAUCGGUGACGCGGUGCUUUUACAAAAACUGCAGCAUGCGUCGAACCUGGAGCAGAAACAGAACGAGACCGAAAACAAGAAGGUCCAUGGGGACGUUGUCAAAUAUGGAACUGUCAUCCAGCUUUUGCACAUGAAGAGCAACAAAUACCUGACGGUGAAUAAACGCCUACCUGCUCUGCUUGAGAAAAACGCCAUGAGGGUGACCCUGGACGCCACCGGAAAUGAAGGCUCCUGGCUCUUUAUCCAACCUUUCUGGAAGCUCCGCGCCAAUGGGGACAAUGUGGUGGUCGGCGACAAGGUGAUCCUUAAUCCAGUGAAUGCGGGUCAACCUCUGCAUGCUUCAAACUACGAAUUGAGUGACCACCCAGGCUGUAAAGAGGUGAACUCGGUGAACUGCAACACGAGCUGGAAAAUCAACCUGUUCAUGAUGUUCAGUGACCACAGAGAAGAAGUCCUCAAAGGAGGGGACGUGGUUCGCCUCUUUCACGCCGAGCAGGAAAAGUUCCUGACGUGUGACGAGUAUAAAAGUAAACUCCAUGUCUUCUUGAGGACCACCCUGAGACAGUCGGCCACAUCGGCAACCAGCUCCAACGCUUUGUGGGAGAUAGAGGUUGUCCAUCAUGACCCUUGUCGAGGCGGCGCAGGACAUUGGAACAGCCUGUACAGAUUCAAACACCUGGCAACAGGAAACUACCUUGCUGCUGAGGAGAAUCCAGGUUACAAAGGUGAUAACCCGGAGAUCUCAUCGUCAAUGGAAGGCAGCCGCAUUAGCAAGCGUUCUCACGGAGAGAGGAUCAAGUACAAACUGGUGGCGGUUCCUCACGGUAACGACAUUGCCUCGUUGUUUGAGCUGGACCCGACCACGCUGCAGAAGACUGACUCCUUCGUACCUCGAAACUCCUACGUACGUCUGCGACACCUCUGCACCAACACCUGGAUCCAAAGCACCAAUGUUCCCAUCGACAUUGAUGAGGAGAGACCCAUCAGGCUCAUGUUAGGAACGUGUCCCACUAAAGAGGACAAGGAAGCCUUCGCCAUCGUCUCUGUCCCCGUGAUGGAGAUCAGGGAUCUGGACUUCGCCAAUGACGCCAGCGCUAUGUUGAGCACUGUGGUUGACCAAUUCGGCCAGGGCUUUAUCAGCCAGAAUGACCGCAAAUUUGCCAUCAAGCUUCUGGAGGACGUGGUCUUCUUCGUGGCUGACGUAGUCAAUAGUGGUCAACCCGUUUUGGACGUGGUCAUGACCAAACCCAACAGGGAGAGACAAAAGCUGAUGAGGGAGCAGAACAUCCUCAAACAGAUCUUUGGGAUCAUCAAGGCUCCCUUUAAAGACAGGGGUGGAGGAGAAGGUCCACUGCUGUGUCUGGAAGAACUGGCUGAUCAGAAGAAUGCUCCCUACCAGUACAUGUUCAGAUUGUGUUACAGGGUUCUGCGACACUCCCAGGAGGACUACCGUAAAAACCAAGAACACAUAGCCAAACAGUUUGGUGUGAUGCAGAGUCAGAUCGGUUACGACAUCCUGGCUGAAGACACCAUCACCGCUCUGCUUCACAACAAUCGCAAACUGCUGGAGAAGCACAUCACCAAGACGGAGGUGGAGACCUUUGUCAGUCUGGUCCGAAAGAACCGAGAGCCCAGGUUUCUCGACUAUCUGUCAGACCUCUGUGUCUCCAACAAUGUGGCCAUUCCUGUGACCCAGGAGCUCAUCUGUAAGUGUGUGCUGGAUCCUAAAAACCAGGACAUUCUCAUCAAAACUGAGCGUCGCGAUCCAAAGGAGCCUCACGCAGGCGGGGGAGACGGCGAGUACAUGGGGAUGGAUGAUUAUGGCGAUGAAGAUGAGGUUUGGCUCGUUUGGACGGACAAGACCAAUGAGCAUCAGGAGAAGAGCAUUAGACAGUUGGCUCAGGAGGCCAGACAGGGAAACGCCCACGACGAGAACGUCCUCACCUACUACAGGUACCAGCUGAAGCUCUUCGCCCGCAUGUGUCUGGACCGUCAGUACCUUGCCAUCGAUGAGAUCUCCAAACAGCUGGAUGUGGAGCUUAUCUUCCUCUGCAUGAUGGACGAAACACUGCCCUUUGACCUGCGGGCCUCCUUCUGUCGCCUGAUGCUGCACACCCAUGUGGACAGAGAUCCUCAGGAGCUGGUGACGCCCGUCAAGUUUGCCCGUCUAUGGACUGAGAUCCCAACUUCAAUCACCAUCAAAGAUUACGAUUCCAACAUGGAUGACAGCAGAGACAACAAGAAGAACCGUUUUUCUAACACGAUGGCUUUCAUGGAGGAGUAUCUGAACAACGUCCUUAACGAGGAGCUGCCUUUUCACAACGAGGAGAAGAACAAGCUCACGUAUGAGGUGGUGAGCUUGGCCCGACAUCUCAUCUACUUUGGUUUCUACAGCUUCUUUGAGCUGCUCAGACUCACCAGAACCCUGCUGGGGAUCAUUGACUGUCGACCCAACCCUACCCACGCGGGGCUGUUGUUCCACGAUGAUGGAACAGGAAAGAACGUGAAGAGGUCCAUACACGGGAUGGGUCAGAUGAUGUCCACCAUGGUUCUUAACAGGAAGCAGUCCUUGUUUGGAGGCCCAGGUGCCAGAGGGUCAGUGCUCGAUGGGCAGAGAGGUGGGAAGGACAGUAUCGACAAGAUGAACUUGACCGUGAUGGACACCAAACUGAAAAUACUGGAGAUACUACAGUUCAUCCUGAAUGUUCGUCUGGACUAUCGUCUCUCCUUCCUUCUGUCUGUCUUUAAAAAAGAGUUUGUGGAUGUAUAUCCGAUGGAGGAUGCAGACGCCACCACCAACAUGGAGCAUGCAGCCACCAUUAACCUGCAGCGUAUCGGUGAACAGGCCGAGGCCAUGUUUGGAGUCGGUAAAGGUAACAGCAUCCUGGAGGUGGAUGAUGAAGGUGGUCGUAUGUUCAUGCGAGUGCUGGUUCACCUCACUAUGCAUGACUACCCACCUCUGGUGUCUGGAGCUCUGCAGCUUCUCUUCAGACACUUCAGCCAGAGACAGGAAGUGCUGCAGACCUUUAAACAGGUCCAGUUACUGAUCUCAUCUCAAGAUGUGGAGAACUACAAGCUGAUCAAAGCAGAUCUGGAUCGUCUGCGGACACUGGUGGAGAAAUCUGAGCUGUGGGUGGAGAAAAAGAACUCUGGAGGAGGAGAUGGGAAGAAGGACAAGAAAGAUAAGAAGGAUAUUGGAGAGGGGGCAUCAGAGGAAACAACACCUAAGAAGGAGAAAGCGGAGAAAGGCAAUGAAAACUACCAGAAAGUCAAAGAGAUACUGGAAAGACUGAAUAAAAUGUGCAGCACCGGAGUGUGGAAGAAGCAGCAGAGGCUGCUGAAGAACAUGGGAGCCCACAAGGUCAUGUUGGACCUUCUGCAGGUGUCCUAUGAUAAGAAUGACACAAAGAUGCUGGAGAUCAUCAGGUUCACUCACCUCUUCCUGCAGCGGUUCUGCAUGGGAAACCAGGAGAACCAGGCUCUGCUGCACAAGAACCUUAGCCUGUUCCUUACCCCAGGGAUGAUGGAAGCUGAGACUGUGCAGCACAUUUUCAGCAACAACUACCAGCUGUGCAGUGAAAUCUCAGAGAGUGUCCUGCAGCACUUCAUCCACUGCCUGGCCACGCACGGACGCCACGUUCAGUACCUCAACUUCCUGCACACCAUUAUUAAGGCCGAGGGCAAGUACGUGAAGAAGUGCCAGGACAUGAUCAUGACUGAGUUGACCAACGCCGGGGAGGACGUGGUGGUUUUCUACAACGACAAAGCUUCGUUCAAUGUCAUGUUGGAGCUGAUGGCGGAGAGCAGAGAGGGAGUGGCCGAGAACAGCCCACUCAGGUACCACAUCUCUCUGGUGGAGCUGUUGGCCGCCUGUGCUGAAGGAAAAAACGUGUACACGGAGAUAAAGUGCACAUCUCUGCUGCCGCUGGAGGAUGUGGUCAGAGUGGUGACACACGAAGACUGUAUCACUGAGGUGAAAGUGGCUUAUGUGAACUUUGUGAACCACUGCUACGUGGACACGGAGGUGGAGAUGAAGGAGAUCUACACGUCCAACCACAUCUGGAAGCUGUUUGAGGACUUUACAGUGGACAUGGCCAGAGUAUGUAACAAACGUGAAAAGCGUCUCUCUGACCCAGUCUUGGAGAAAUACAUCACCAACGUGGUGUUUGACACCAUCAAUGCCUUUUUCAGUUCCCCCUUCUCCGAGAACAGUACAUCACUGCAGCCCACCACACCAAUGACCCAGCUCCUCCAGUCUUCCGUCCGCCUCCUCGAUUGUCCGUGGCUCCAGCAGCAGCAAAGAUCUCUGGUGGAGACAUGCAUCAAGACCCUGGCAAUGACAGCCAAGAGUCGCUCCAUCUCUCUUCCUCUGGACCUGGAGUCUCACAUCAGCUCCAUGUUGUCGAGUUCUGCGCUCAACUCUCUGUCCCGCUCCAACCCAAACUACAAGUCCUUGUCUCGCACCACAAGAACCACUUCUCCCAGCAACCCCUGGGACUAUAAGAAUAUCAUCGAAAAGCUACAGGACAUCAUCAAUACUCUGGAGGAACGUCUGAAGCCUCUGGUAAAUGCUGAGCUCUCAGUUCUGGUAGAUGUUCUUCAUCAGCCCGAGCUGCUGUUUCUGGAGGGAACCGAUGCUCGGCAGCGCUGUGAGUCUGGAGGAUUUAUCUCCAAGUUAAUAAUGCACACCAAGGCUCUCAUGUCCUCAGAGGACAAGCUGUGUAUCAGUGUCCUGAGAACCCUGCAGGAGAUGUUGAUCAGGACUCUGGACUUUGAUGAAAAGGGAAUCUCUCUGAGGAAGGUAUUGCUGCAGAACUACCUGUUUCCAAACAAGAAGAACAAUCCCAAGACAGACCUGGCUGAGCUUGGAGCCGCAGGUGCGGAGCAGGAACGCGAUUGGACGAUGGUGGCAACGGUUCAGUGUCGUCUGGACCGCGAAGGAGGAACAAAGCUCUUCACUGAUCUGGUGAUGAGCACCAAGAAUGACAAGAUCUUCCUGGAGAGCAUCCAGCUGGCCAUCUGUCUGCUGGAAGGAGGAAACACGGAGAUACAGAACUCCUUCUACAAACUUAUGAUGGGCGACAACAAGUCGGAGAAGUUCUUUAAGGUUCUUCACGACCGGAUGAAAGAGGCACAGAAUGACAUCAAGGCCACAGUUUCAGUCAAUGUUGGUGAAAUGUCAAAUAAAGCCAAUGAGAAGGAGAUGGAAAAUGGAGGCCACCAGCUGCUUGUACAGGGUCAGUCUAUUGCUCCCGUAGGAAGCGCUGCGGUGCUGCCGGCUCAUCCAGCAACAGAACAGAAGGAGGUGGAGACGGAGAUGGGACCAGCCGUGACCAUCAUGAAGCCAAUCCUGAGGUUUUUGCAGCUUCUCUGCGAGAACCACAACCACGACCUACAGAACUUUCUACGCUGUCAGAAUAACAAGACCAACUACAACCUGGUGUGUGAGACUCUGCAGUUCCUGGACAUCAUGUGCGGGAGCACCACUGGAGGUCUGGGUCUGCUGGGCCUCUACAUCAACGAAUCAAAUGUCCACCUCAUCAUCCAGACCCUGGAGACCCUCACAGAGUACUGUCAGGGCCCGUGUCAGGAGAACCAGACGUGCAUCGUUACCCACGAGUCCAACGGCAUCGACAUUAUCACGGCGCUGAUCCUGAACGACAUCAGCCCGCUGUGUAAAUACAGAAUGGAGAUGGUUCUGCAGCUGAAGGACAACGCUUCCAAACUGCUGCUGGCUCUAAUGGAAAGUCGUCAUGACAGUGAGAACGCCGAGAGGAUCCUCUUCAACCUCCGCCCUCGAGAACUGGUCACUGCUUCACUUUGUCUUUUUCACUUCUGUUUCUUCAUUUAUUUUUUGGCCCGACACAACAAAGGCCUGCAGAAUAUCCUGAAACCACCGAAGAAGAGCAAAGAAGGAGAAGAGGGAAUCUCCUCCAUGCUGAACUUAAACAAUCGCCCCCUGUCACAGAUGUUGAAGUCCACGGCUCCAGCUGUAGAAGUGGAGGAAGAUCCUCUGGAGUUCUAUGAACAGCUAACUGCUCAAAUAGAGAUUGUGCGUGAAGAUCGCAGCAUGGAGCAGAUUGUAUUUCCCGUUCAUCCCAUUUGUGAGUUUUUGACCGAGGAGUCGAAGUGCAGGGUCUUCAACACCACGGAGCAAGAUGAGCAGGGGUCAAAGGUCACACAUUUCUUUGAACAAACGUCCUUCCUGCACGGAGAGAUGGAGUGGCAGAAGAAACUCCGGAGUAUGCCAGCCUUGUACUGGUUUUCAAGGAGGAUGACUCUGUGGGGGACCAUCUCCUUCAACCUGGCUGUGUUUGUUAACCUCAUCAUUGCUUUCUUCUACCCCUACAACUCUGGACAAGCCGGGGCGAUUGACGACUCCUUGCUGCUGAUGCUGUUCUGGAUCCUGACGGGUCUCUCGGUUCUGUGUUUGUUCUCUCAGCGUUACGGCCUCCAGCCUCUAACUAUCGCUCUGAUCCUAAGGUCUAUUUAUCACCUGGGCAUUGGAAACACACUCAUCCUGCUGGGAUCACUUAAUCUUCUAAACAAAGUGGUGUUUGUGGUGAGUUUUGUGGGAAACAAUGGGACCUUCAUCAUGGGCUACAAGGCCAUGGUGAUGGACGUGGAGUUCCUUUACCACCUUGGCUACGUCCUAACGUCCACACUGGGACUGUUUGUCCACGAGCUCUUCUACAGCCUCCUGCUGUUCGACCUGAUUUACAGAGAAGAGACUCUCUUCAACGUGAUCAAGUCAGUAACUCGUAACGGCAGGUCAAUCCUGUUGACGGCACUACUCGCCCUCAUCCUGGUCUACCUCUUCUCCAUUGUGGGCUUCCUCUGCCUGAAGGAGGACUUCAUCAUGGAGGUCGACCAACUGCCACAGAUCGCUGCAGAUACUCCUCAGAGUGAGGCCUCUCAGGUUUUCAUGGACUCAUGUUCUUCAGAUGGCGUUAGUUGCACCUCAGAAGCUGGCAUUGCUGCAGAUGGUGAAGACGAGCCGAGCACAGAGCGAGCCUGUGACACUCUGCUCAUGUGCAUCGUUACUGUGUUGAACCACGGACUGAGGAACGGAGGAGGAGUGGGCGAUGUGCUACGAAAACCAUCAAAGAAUGAGCCGCUGUUUCCUGCUCGCGUUGUCUACGACCUCCUCUUCUACUUCAUUGUCAUCAUCAUUGUCCUGAACCUGAUCUUCGGCGUGAUCAUCGACACGUUCGCCGACCUGAGGAGUGAAAAGCAGAAGAAGGAGGAGGUCCUAAAGACCACCUGUUUCAUCUGCGGUCUGGAGAGAGACAAGUUUGACAACAAGACGGUGUCAUUUGAGGAGCACGUGAACCUGGAACACAACAUCUGGAACUAUCUGUACUUUAUAGUCCUGCUGAGAGAGAAGAACAGGACAGACUACACGGGACCAGAGAGCUACGUGGCCCACAUGAUUAAGAACAACAACCUGGAUUGGUUUCCUCGGAUGCAGGCAAUGUCUUUGGUAGUGACUGACGGCGAUGGAGAGCAGAACGAGAUGAGGAUUUUACAGGACAAACUGGCAGCUACCAUGAAGGUGGUGACAACACUGACGAGUCAACUGAACGAACUGAAGGAGCAGAUGACAGAGCAGAGGAAGAGGAGACAGCGAAUGGGAUUUGUGGACGUUCAGUCUGGGGCCAGUGCUGCACUGCCCCCUUCUGCUGCAGGAGGGAACCACCAGAUUUACAAAUCUUAAAUUAUAUUAGGAUGUCUGAUCAUAUGAUCAGAUGGUUUUUUUAAAAACAAUAGCUGGACUGAUAUUGACAUCAGAGAGAAAACACUACAAGUGCAACUUGUGGAACUCAUCUAUUUUGAAAGAAAAAAAAAAGUGUAAAAUGUGAUUAAAAAAUAAAUUGAAAAAAAAAAAAAAGGAGCCACUGAUGGGCACCACAAGACAUGCAGUUGAUAUCAUAUUUGCUUAAGUUAAAUUAUUUGUAAAAUUUUGUUUAAAUAAUAUGAAUUAGUUUGUGUUUUUAGGUUAUGAUUUGUGUAUUAGCUCAUAUGUUGCUAGCAUUGUGGCUAAUAUAAUUGCAGUUUCAUAUAUAUAAUUUUGAAAUAUUUUGCUACGGUUUCAUUAUUUUCUACAGUAACCUAAGAUGUUUUUGUCACAUGUUGUUGCCGUUAGUCUAUUUGCUAAAUUAAAACGUAACUAGUUCUUAAUAUGCAAUGUUUUAUUAGAAAUAAUUUUAAGGCUACCUUUGAAUUUUUAAUGUGUUUUGCUCAUCAUGUUUACUUGAAAACAGAAUAUCCUUUUAACUGUCUAAUUCAUUGGAAACACCAUUGGCCAAAUUUGAAAGAAUCUGUUUAAGAUAUUUUACAGUAAGAAAAUGUAAGUAAAUGGUAUUAUUUGUUUUGAAAUUAAAGCUUCGUCGAUACAAAA